CUGUUUCCGCUGCAUUUCAGCUGAGCUGCCGCAGGCGGCCAUCGCCGCCGUCUGGGCGCUGGAAGCCAUCUCGCCUCUCUUCAUCCCUGCCCUGAACCUUUCCUUGACGCUGUAGCCAGCUGAGGGCGGUCGGCGCGGGUGGCAGCAGUGGGACCCCAGGAAAUUUUAAUUUUGCUUAGGAGCUGUGACUGAUGAGAAUUAAAGGCCAUGGAUGAAGAUGGACUUGAAUUACAACCACAAGGGCCAAAUUCAUUUUUUGAUGCAACAGGAGCUGUUACACACAUGGAUGGUGAACAAAUUGUCGUGGAAGUGCAAGAAACUGUUUUUGUGUCAGAUGUUGUGGAUUCGGACAUAACUGUGCAUAACUUUGUUCCUGAUGACCCAGACUCUGUUGUAAUCCAAGAUGUUAUUGAGGAUGUUGUUAUAGAAGAUGUGCAGUGCCCAGAUAUCAUGGGAGAAGCAGAUGUAUCUGAAACGGUCAUCAUUCCUGAACAAGUGCUGGACUCAGAUGUAACCGAAGAAGUUUCUUUAGCACAUUGCACAGUUCCAGAUGAUGUCUUAGCCUCUGACAUUACUUCAGCCUCCAUGUCUAUGCCAGAACAUGUCUUGACCAGUGAGUCUAUACAUGUGUCUGAUGUUGGACAUGUUGAACAUGUGGUUCAUGAUAGUGUCGUAGAGGCAGAGAUUGUCACCGAUCCUCUGACCACUGACGUAGUUUCAGAAGAAGUAUUAGUAGAAGACUGUGCCUCUGAAGCAGUCAUAGAUGCCAACGGGAUCCCCGUGGACCAGCAAGAUGACGACAAAAGCAACUGUGAGGACUACCUUAUGAUCUCCUUGGAUGAUGCUGGCAAAAUAGAACACGAUGGUUCAUCUGGAAUAACCAUGGAUGCAGAGUCAGAAAUUGAUCCUUGUAAAGUGGAUGGCAAUUGUCCUGAAGUCAUCAAGGUGUACAUUUUUAAAGCUGACCCCGGAGAAGAUGACUUAGGUGGAACUGUAGACAUUGUGGAGAGUGAACCUGAGAAUGAUCAUGCAGUUGAGCUACUUGAUCAGAACAACAGUAUUCGUGUUCCUCGAGAAAAGAUGGUUUAUAUGACUGUCAAUGACUCUCAGCAAGAAGAUGAAGAUUUAAAUGUCGCUGAAAUCGCCGAUGAAGUCUACAUGGAAGUGAUUGUAGGAGAGGAGGAUGCUGCAGCAGCAGCAGCGGCAGCAGCAGCUGUGCAUGAACAGCAGAUGGAUGACAGUGAAAUCAAAACCUUCAUGCCGAUCGCUUGGGCAGCAGCUUAUGGUAAUAAUUCUGAUGGAAUUGAAAACCGGAAUGGCACUGCAAGUGCCCUUUUGCACAUAGAUGAGUCUGCUGGCCUCGGCAGACUGGCUAAACAAAAACCAAAGAAAAGGAGAAGACCUGAUUCAAGGCAGUACCAAACAGCAAUAAUUAUUGGCCCUGAUGGACAUCCCUUGACUGUGUACCCUUGCAUGAUCUGUGGGAAGAAGUUUAAGUCGAGAGGUUUCUUGAAAAGACACAUGAAAAACCAUCCUGAACACCUUGCCAAGAAGAAAUACCGCUGUACUGACUGUGAUUACACUACCAACAAGAAGAUAAGUUUACACAAUCAUCUGGAGAGCCACAAGCUCACCAGCAAGGCAGAGAAGGCCAUCGAAUGUGAUGAGUGUGGGAAGCAUUUCUCUCACUCUGGGGCUUUGUUUACUCACAAAAUGGUGCAUAAGGAAAAAGGAGCCAACAAAAUGCACAAGUGUAAAUUUUGUGAAUAUGAGACAGCUGAACAAGGGUUAUUGAAUCGCCACCUUUUGGCAGUCCACAGCAAGAACUUUCCUCAUAUUUGUGUCGAGUGUGGUAAAGGUUUUCGUCACCCAUCAGAGCUCAAAAAGCACAUGCGAAUCCAUACUGGGGAGAAACCGUACCAAUGCCAGUACUGCGAAUAUCGAUCUGCAGAUUCUUCUAACUUGAAAACACAUGUAAAAACUAAGCAUAGUAAAGAGAUGCCAUUCAAGUGUGACAUUUGUCUUCUGACUUUCUCAGAUACCAAAGAGGUGCAGCAACAUGCUCUUAUCCACCAAGAAAGCAAAACACACCAGUGUUUGCAUUGUGACCACAAGAGUUCGAACUCAAGUGAUUUAAAGCGACAUAUAAUUUCAGUUCACACGAAGGACUACCCCCAUAAGUGUGACAUGUGUGAUAAAGGCUUUCAUAGGCCUUCAGAACUCAAGAAACACGUGGCUGCCCACAAGGGUAAAAAAAUGCACCAAUGUAGACAUUGUGACUUUAAGAUUGCAGAUCCAUUUGUGCUAAGUCGUCAUAUUCUCUCGGUUCACACAAAGGACCUUCCAUUUAGGUGUAAGAGAUGCAGAAAGGGGUUUAGGCAACAGAAUGAGCUUAAAAAGCAUAUGAAGACACACAGUGGCCGGAAAGUGUAUCAGUGUGAGUACUGUGAGUAUAGCACUACAGAUGCCUCAGGCUUUAAGCGACACGUUAUUUCCAUUCAUACAAAAGACUAUCCUCACCGGUGUGAGUACUGCAAGAAAGGGUUCCGAAGACCUUCGGAAAAGAACCAGCACAUAAUGCGGCAUCAUAAAGAAGUUGGCCUGCCCUAACAAUACUUCCAAUCAGUCUAGUUCACCUACAAUACUGUAUAUUGAUUUAUGCUGUGUACAAAUAGAAUUGUUGCUUCUAGUUUUUUUUUUUUACAUUUUGUUUGGUAGUGUGUUCUGAAUUCUAUCCAGUUUGUUUAAUAAAUGGGGAAAAGUAGCAACAAGCUAGUUGCUUUUAAUAAAGUAAUCCCUGAUUCUAUACUGAAUUUUUCUAUCUUAGAAGUUUUAUAUUUAUUUAAAUAUUUACCUUGCUUACCUUGAUGGUACUCUUCUAAGACCAUUUAACUUAAGGUAACUUUAGAUUGGUAAUUCUGAAAGUAUUCGUGUUGACUCAUUGUUUUGCCCCCAUAAAUUUCUCACAAGAAAAUUGUCAGAGAUAAUCUUAUAUGAGUGGGAGAUUUUAUGGUCAGGUCUCAUGAUCAUAACAUGGAAGUCAUUUACUUGUCUUGCUUAGUCUUUUCAGACCAUGCAAUGAGAGAAGUUUCCAUUUGAGCUUUUGUGUCCCUGGCAUCGCUGAGCAAGGAGCAGUGGCUGGGCUUGUGUUUACUUUUCGUUUUGUUUAGCAACAGAAUAUACUUCUUUAUGCUUUCUUUGGACUAUUUACAUCUUUUGUCAGCAUAGCAAACUUUUAAGAAAACCUUAUUGGAAAAUUUUGCUUGAUCCUGUUGUAAUUUGAGUAUUCUGUCUGUGCUGCUUUGUCUGGAAUGGUUGGUUGUGUACUGCAAAUGAAACUUAACGAGGACUGCAUUUUGGAAUCUCCUAGAGGUGACUUGUGGCUUAUAGGAUCUUUUGCAACUUUAUGUAUGUAAAUGUACUCUGAAUUAUAUAUAUACACAUAUAUAUAUAACAUGUACCUGUGUGUAUUGCUUAUUUUAUGUAUUUAUACACACAACCCCAAGUAGUAGUUGUUUAAAAUCUAUAAUAAAAAGUAUUAAAUUUACAAUAACAUGGAAGAUCCAGGGAUUCAUGAGAGAGCAUUUUGUAAGUCAUGCUCUUCAGAGAGACUACUCAGGUGAAGAAUAAGAAGGAAAUAAGGACACUAGUAUUUUUAAAGAGUAAAGGUAUUUUCUUUUAAAUAUCUUUGGUAAUUGAAAAAUAAUUGAAGAGGUUAAGAUGUUUUUAGAUAUAAUGUUUUCAUACAAUUUCAGCUCCAUGCCUUUAUAUUUUUCUGAAAAGCUAGUGAGUGUCGACGUGUGACUCCCUCAGUUCUCUUGGAAAAGCUGAGAGAGAACUCUGUCUCACCAAGUGAGGGGGCGAAGAGUAAUGAUGGCUCCAUGGACCAGAGAAUUGGUGCUAAUUAUGCCUUACACUUGGCAAGUUCAGCAUGCUCUGCUGUUUCCUAGACAGUUACAGUUAGCAGACUUUAGAAACUUAACAGUCAAGUUGGCUUGGAUUAGGAGAUAAAGGUAUGUUCCAAGUGCAGAAGGAAAGUCUGAGGUCUUAUUUGGAACUUUACCAAGUCUUUCUGUUUUUGUUUUUCUUUGAGAGUUGCCAGUUUUUAAUAACAUGUAGAUUUGAAUCAGUCAUACAUUUGUAUAGUGAACUUGGUUAAUUAGAAUUUGGUUAUGUUAAGAUGACUCUUUAAGAACAAAAAUCAGUUUUUGGGGUCCCUGGAAUUGGCUGUUGGUACAUGUAUCUGGCGCAUCAAGGGGGAUUUAGUAAUUUUCUUCUCACUUGAUAGCUGCCUUGCCACCUUGUUAUGGUGCUCCAUCCCCUUCGUGCCAUUAGGUUUUUACCUUUCAUCUUUCUCUUUGCCAUCAAUAUUUGUAUUCAGAAGUUAUAUUUUUAGGGUUAGAAAUCAAAAUAUUUGGUGUUUGGCAAGCCUCUGAAGUGCUAGAUUAAUUUAGUUCUAAAUCAAGUGCUUCAGGCUAGUAUGAAUUUCAGCCCAAAUGCCAGUCAGACCAAGGUGUGGGUUUCCCUUGGCUGUCACAUAGGGGAAUUCCUGUGUCCUUUUGGCUCCCAUAAUGUGCUUUUUUUUUUUUUUUUUUGUAACUUAAAUUCCAUGAUUCAUUGCCCUGCUAGUCUUGAAAGCUCUGUCUGUUUUUUUGUGAGAACCUUAAAAAUCUCCCUUUUUAUUUUCCUGGAAAUACUGUAAAAACACUUAAAGUAGAAAUUUAUUAAUUUUAAAACAUCCUAUAAAUUCAGAAAAUAUAAAUGAUUGGGUCAUUUAGCUGUAUUUUUUUUAAAUAAACUGAAAGAUAAAGAACACAACACUUUACAUACUUUAUAUUUCUUUUUGCAUAACUUGGAAUCAUACACAGUUUUCUUUUUAAAGCACAAUGUUGAAGCCUUUAAAAGGUAUUUAAGGGUUUGGUCAAGUGAAUAUAAAAUAUUUGUCUGUAUAAAGAGAAAAUUGUAGGCACUGUUAUGUACUGACAUUAGUUACAACCUAGUUUUAAUUCUUAAAACAAUUUUGAUUAGCAAAGCUAAACAAAAAUGGAUGUUUCAGUUAAAUGUUUUAAAGAGGUACAGAUUUUUACAAGGACAUAAUAUAAGUUAUUGUUCUGUAGAAAUAUCCUGUUAAAUAUUGUAUGUCCCUCCCUCUGUAUACUUUGUAAAAAAAGUAAAAUACAUAAAAAGAAAAUCAUAUAGGGAUGUGUGACAUUAUUGUAAUUGUGUACUUGAGAACAAUGUGCAAAAAUAAAAAUCAGAAUAUUUUCCUGUUAAUGUUUAGUCUGUUUGAUACCAGUACUAAGUUAAUGCUUUUCUUAAGAAAAAAAGUUGUACAGUUUUUGUAAACCUAAUAAACAUCAAAAGCAGUGGAUUA
This is a messenger RNA of Heterocephalus glaber (naked mole-rat), 5374 nucleotides long. It is a transcript of the gene Zfx, whose product is annotated as zinc finger protein X-linked. Gene Ontology annotation, cellular component: nucleus. Gene Ontology annotation, molecular function: RNA polymerase II cis-regulatory region sequence-specific DNA binding; metal ion binding; DNA-binding transcription activator activity, RNA polymerase II-specific. Gene Ontology annotation, biological process: regulation of transcription by RNA polymerase II. The record is from RefSeq and is a predicted model, not a curated record. Lineage: Eukaryota; Metazoa; Chordata; Mammalia; Rodentia; Bathyergidae.